AUGCACCACAACCGACAAGUAGAAUGUUACAUCGAAUCAUUAAAGACAACUCCUGCUUUUAUGCUAGGGCUCAUGAAAUAUCCUCCUGAAGAAGAAAGUGUUGUUAAAAACGCCUCCGUAUCUUGUAAUGUCACCCAGAACAAACCGCAAACAUUCAGUAUUCCAGCAAGUGCCUUGAGACCUGUCAUCUUUGGGGACCACCCCCAAAUGGCACUUGAUAACGAAAUUACCGAACAAAGCUACCAAUCUGGAGUCCAAGAUAUGUCGUGUGACUUCCUAUACUCAAUCGUAAAUCAGCCCAGCGAUGACCUUUGGGACGAAGGAAAAACAAUUACGUAG
This is a messenger RNA of Mucor mucedo, 339 nucleotides long. RefSeq lists its product as uncharacterized. The record is from RefSeq and is a predicted model, not a curated record. Bases 1 to 339 code for a protein of 112 amino acids. Lineage: Eukaryota; Fungi; Mucoromycota; Mucoromycetes; Mucorales; Mucoraceae. The transcript has 2 exons.